Messenger RNA from Leptinotarsa decemlineata (Colorado potato beetle), 1445 nucleotides. Its product is annotated as ribosome biogenesis protein WDR12 homolog. Gene Ontology annotation, biological process: ribosome biogenesis. Lineage: Eukaryota; Metazoa; Arthropoda; Insecta; Coleoptera; Chrysomelidae. The record is from RefSeq and is a predicted model, not a curated record. Gene Ontology annotation, molecular function: protein binding.
UACCUGUCUUGGGUGAAGGAUUAUGCCUGAGGAUCAGACUGGGUCUACUGCGUCUAUCAAGGAAGCCAAGACCACAAAACGUGAAGAAGAAGAUGAUGGGUAUUGAAAAAAAAAGAGGUUAUAUAUUUUGUACAUAGUGCAUGUUGUGUUUACUGUUUAAAUAAGUACAAGAAAAUGCAGAAUUCAAACGAGUGUCAGUUACAAAUAAGGUUAUUAACAAAACAAAAUAAAUAUGCUGUUCCAGAUGUGCCCCUUUCGGUACCCGAAACCAUAGAUUCCAAAUCCCUCAAUGACUUAGUGAACCAGUUAUUGAGAGACAGUAAUCCAGAUUUUUUGAAACCCAAAGACUUUGAUUUUUUAGUGACAAAAGAGCUUUUAAGGGUUCCUCUUGUAGAGCACUUGCAAGAGCGCAAUAUAUCAACAGAAGUUAUCGUUGAAGUAGAAUAUAUUGAAAGGACUCCCGCUCCGGAACCUGAAGACUCACUUUUACAUGACGAUUGGGUAUCCGGUGUAGCAACAGCUAAUAAAUGGAUUAUCACUGGAUGUUAUGAUUAUUCUGUUAAUGUAUGGACAACUCAUGGCAAAAUUGUAGCAACAUCAAAAGAUCACAAAAAUGUGGUAAAAGCUGUGGCAUGGAUAGAUAAAACUGAACCUUCCAAAGGUUUUGUUAGUGUUUCCCAUGAUUUGACUGGCAUUAUAUGGGCUUUUGAACCAGCUACUGGUAAUGUCACUUCAAAAGCAUUUCUCAGAGGCCAUGAAAGAGGCAUUGACAGCCUAGGUAUCAGCCCUAAUUCUUUGAGGAUAGCUACAGGAGGUUGGGACACCCACCUCAAACUCUGGUCUUCCUCCUUAGAGGGUGAUGAGGAGCCAGCGAAUAAGAGGAGUAGGGGGGUUUAUACUGGCAUCACGAAAACACCUCUGCACACCCUCAGUGGACACAAAGAGAACAUUUCUUCGGUGAAUUGGGUAGACAAUUAUGUUAUAUGUACUGCCUCUAUGGACCACACAAUCAAAUUCUGGGAUGCAGAGCUUUGUGGCAUCAAAAACGAAAUUGUCGGCCAAAAAGCGUUCCUCAGCUCUUCCUGGUCACCACUUUCUAAUUGCCUACUUGCCACCUCUGCAGAUCGACAUAUACGUCUUUAUGAUCCAAGAUCCUCGGAGGGCAAUUUAUGCAAAACAACCUUCACAUCUCACAAAUUGUGGGUCAGCUCUGUCACAUGGUCGGAUUAUGAUGAACACUUAUUUUUAUCAGGAGGGUAUGAUUCUUCUGUGAAACUUUGGGAUACUAGAAGUUCCAGAGCACCACUUUAUAAUCUAGAAGGACAUCAAGGACAAGUACUAGGAGUGGACUGGUCAAAUAAAAAAUAUUUAAUUUCAGGUGGUAGUGAUAAUGUUGUUCAUAUUUUCAAGAAUAAACAUAUUUAAUAAAGACAUAGCCAAACUAA